Messenger RNA from Sander lucioperca (pikeperch), 3409 nucleotides. Its product is annotated as RNA-binding protein with multiple splicing-like. Bases 392 to 1276 code for a protein of 294 amino acids. Gene Ontology annotation, molecular function: mRNA binding. The transcript has 9 exons. The record is from RefSeq and is a predicted model, not a curated record. Lineage: Eukaryota; Metazoa; Chordata; Actinopteri; Perciformes; Percidae.
CUCCCUCACGCGGAGAUGGGGAGAGAAGUUUGCCUGCGGCGCAGUCCAGUGAACGUUUACCGUCUUUCAUUUAGGGAACAGCAACGAGAGCCUCCGGAGAAGCUUUCCACGGAUUGUUGAGGAAUAUCUGACUGCACAGAAACACCACUCUCAGUUGACUUUUUUGCUCUUUUGAAAAAAAAAAAAAAAAAAUAUCUUUACUACUUAUCAUUGAUGUCGCCAAACUAGUGGGAAGCUCGGGUCAGUAGGACAGCGGCCGCACGCGGACUGUUGUCUGUCGGAGGGUGCUUUUUAAAUUUUGGUCCCGGAGAAGAAAAAACAGAGCGAAACAGAAGGAAAAAAAGAAGAAUAAGACAGUCCAAGAGAAGGUGAUACAAGAGUCUGACUCAGAAUGAAUAACAACAAGAUCGAGAAAGAAAACGAGCAGAGUGAAUUCACCAACCACGAAGAGGAGGUCCGAACACUAUUUGUCAGUGGGCUACCACUGGAUAUUAAGCCGCGGGAGCUCUAUCUCCUGUUCAGACCAUUUAAGGGCUAUGAAGGCUCCUUGAUAAAACUCACUUCUAAACAGCCAGUGGGGUUUGUCAGCUUUGACAGCCGAUCAGAAGCGGAGGCUGCUAAGAAUGCCUUGAACGGGGUCCGGUUUGAUCCAGAGAUCCCCCAGACCCUUCGGCUGGAGUUCGCCAAGGCCAACACCAAGAUGGCCAAGAACAAGCUGGUUGGCACCCCCAACCCCCUUCCCUCCCAGCAGAGCCCCGGGCCACAGUUCAUUAGCAGAGACCCAUAUGAGCUCACAAUGCCCGCUCUAUAUCCCAGCAGCCCAGACGUGUGGGCAUCAUACCCGCUGUACCCGGCGGAGCUGUCGCCGGCCCUCCCACCCGCUUUCACCUACCCCUCCUCGCUCCACGCUCAGAUCGUUUAUAGAUCUCAACAUUUCCGACCGCACUUGAAGGCAGCGUCAUUUCACGGAGAAAGAGAGAAAAGAGACGGAGCGACUGUGCUUUGUGCUGGAGCUUUUUACAGGAAACAGUCAGCUGUUACACAAACUCCUGGGCAAUUCGCUGGCUCCCACCUGCAGAUGGAACUCCUCAGGGAUGGAAGUCCAGGCAGUUCUGCUGAAGCAGCAGCAGCCUCAUGGGCCUCAGGACAUUCUAGACCCCAGCCUCCAUCACACAUCGAGCCCCCCAUCCCACCCUCCCCAAAGUCCUUCCAACUCUUUUUUAUACUGUUACAUACUCAAGAUUUACCGGCAGCGCUUUGGCUACACCUCCUCUGACACCUCAAUGAAAGGUACCGGGCAUGCAUGACAAAGGCUCACCACACCCUUUGUUUACCAGUUGACUGCAUCGCCCGUGUAACGUUAGCAGGGCUCUUGCUGUGCAUUCUGUAUAUGCAAGUGUACCAAAGGAGUGCACAUUUUAUGCAGCCACUUUGCAAGGCCAGACGUAUGGAAGUGUGGCUAAAGCGCUGCUGGGUAAUAUUAUAAUACGACUCUAAUUAUUACUAUACUGUAUAUCAUUCAUAUUAAUGUUAUUAUGAUUAUUAAAUACAUGUUGAAGCAUGACUUUGCAAAAAAAGAAAAGAAAAACAAAACCCAAUGCUGUACAUUUUUAGAUAUUUUAAAGAAAUACAAAAAAGUAUUUUUGUAAUCAAGACAAUGUUUGAAAUGGUUCUGUUUGAUAGGUUCAUGUCGUGCUUAAGUGUGUGAGGAACUUUCAUACUUGUAUUAUUUUGCCCUUCCUGUUUUGUGCCAUUAUAACAUGGUAAGUCGCCCUGCUAUACCAAAGCAGUCCUGUGGGUUUGCUCUUGUCUUUUCUACAUACUGUGUGGAUUUUUAGGUUUGCUCAUGUGUGUCUUUUUGUGGUGUCUUUACCUGAUGAGGCAAACAUAUUAGUCCUUUGUCUGAUGUGCUUUGGUUCAACUAAGUAGUCGAUGUUAACUCUUGAGUGAUCCAGCUCAUAAUUUAUCAGUUAGAGGUAGCCAGACUUGUUACAAGAGGCAUUGACAGGAAUAAGCCGUCACUGGUGAAGGUAGAGUGACCUCAGAGACUGCAAAACAUGGCAAACUGAGCCCUGCUAUAAUUAGGAAUUUCAUUCAUUGUGUAGCAGGAGACAGCAGCACAGUAUAGAGAAACAAAAGACCAAAGGCAUUUUUUUUUUUUUUUACACUGGAGAGCUAUCUAGGCUAGUGGAAUAAUUCCAUUUUUGACUGCUUUGUAGUCUUCAGUCUGAUUUCUUAUGAAGUAUGAUGUUAUUUUUGCUGCAUGUCUCUUUUGGUGUCACUCCAAAGAGCAACUCUGCAUCUGAAAGGACAUUCACUUUAAGCAAUUUGUCUUUUUUUGUCUAUUUUUAGGGAGCCAACGUGAUUCAACCUGCUUUUGUAAAUGUUGAAUUUACAUAGUGAUGAUUGGAGUGUUAAAAAAAUAAUAAUAAUCUUUUUGUAAUCUUGUGUAUUCUGGGCCUGCAAUAACUUCUUUGCUGUUUGACAUAUCGAGUGAUCAUAUUCCUGUGACAUUUUGACGCCAAAAUUCUCAUUCAUGUCGCAUUCGUACAAAGAUAUACAGUGAUUCUUUUACUUCUUCUGAUAAGGCCAAGUCACAUUUCAGUGAUGUGAUCAAAAACUGAAAUAUUGUAAGAAAAACAAUCUUUAGCCCAGGUGUGUACAAUCAUAUUGGAUUGGUUGAGUCAUAUAGUCAGUGUUUUUGAUGAAUAUUAUUAAUAAUAUGCACACUAUGUCAACCAAUAUUCUGGAGCAGUUUUUGCUUUUACAGACAUUUUUUAAGCCAAGUGUGGCACCAAAUUUAUUAGAACAAGUAUUUAUAAGGUGUGUGUGUGUGUGUGUGUGUGUGUGUGUGUGUGUGUGUUUUUAUGGGUAUGUUUUUAAAGUUAAUAAAAGAUGCCCAUCAUAUAAUUAAUUGUAAGUAUUAUUGUAAGUUUAAUUGUAUAUUCAUUUGGUAAUUUUCUAGAGCUUCUUAUUGUGUUUGUAUCUGAUAUAUGAAUACUGUUUUACCUACAUAAUUCACUGUGAAAUCAAGAGAAAUACCUUUGAACGAAUGGAUCUUUGUCUUUUGCCAGCAGUAUGGUACAGAAGUUCCUGGAAAUGAAUAUGAUGACCCCCUCCCUUUGUCAAUGAGAACUAUUCCUUUCUCGUUUCAGUAUACCAUGUGUGUACCUGUGUGUUCUGUGCAUGUUCACGGCAUGUGUGUGUUCUUCUUUUCUUUUUCUUAAUGCAUACAGUACUGUUGAUAUUUAUGUACUUUAGCCGCUGUAAGGAGAAACUGUAUUUCAGUGAAUUGCAGAUGGUUUGUUUGUUUGAAACCAAAAAAAAAAGGUGAUCAAAAUGAGAAGUUUUUAUGAAAAUGUUAAAUGAAGACAUUUCAGGCCAUCUGCCAUUAAAGAUUGAUGUCAUC